UGAUCAGCGUGGUAGAUGCUUAUCUAACAUCAUAUUUAAACUGCAAAUAUCCAUCAGUGCACAGCGCUUGAUUACGUUGAUGCCUCCUUUAAAUAUCAAUCAUUCAUUACAGGGAGUUAAGCAAAUUAUAGGAGUACAACCGGUGACAGCUGAGAGCAUGAACUGUGCAUUUCGUAUUUUUAUGGAAGAAGCUGUAAAAGGAAAGCUUGGCAGAUCAAAAUUUAUGGUUUGACAGGCAUCAUGAGUAUAAAAAGGUGAACGGAGUGUUGAUCAAUGGAAAAAAGAGUAACAAUCGCGAUUAUAGUGCCAUGUGCUAUUGUUCUGCUGCUAGUUAUACUCCUGCUCGUAGCUUACUCAAUGCUACGGAAUGUUGACAAGAAGUACCAAGCACGGAUUCACAAGGAAGUGAAUGGAUCGGCUAAGCUACAGAACGAGUUUCUGAAGGAUGGUCGUGCGAGAGAAUAUUUGCUGGCUAUCACGGGUAGCAACAUCGAUAACAAUGAAGUACUGGGAUUAAUGAUGGAAAUACUUGGUGCUGAUGCUUCGGGGUUGAUAGAAGAGCUGGAUAAGCACAAACAGGCUGAACUAGAUUACGAUAAGCAUAAAGAUCUGCACGGUACCGGUUCGCUGCAACGUUGCACGAAUUGGAUCGCGUACAACACCUUGAAGAAGCACAAAAUGCUUUGCAACACGAACAUUCUGGUGAAAGUGGCUGCUAAAAUAUUUCGUAAUUUCCCGAUUUGCAUCAUUAAUCGGCAGAUAAGCUUUUUCAAUCGCUCAUCUCCUAAAUGUCAGAGAAACGUAUUUAUUGCCGUUUCGAGAAACAAUGCGCAUAAAAUUUAUCAAUUGCAUGUCGAUGAUGCUAAAAAGACGCUAGAGGUGGAGGAUAAACUGAGUGUCACGGUAAAAGAGGACGAAAAUCUUGCCGUGGCCUAUGGAUUAAUAUCUGUGUUGCGCGCUUCAUCAACCUAGCAAUUCUUGAGCAGGUGCUUAUUUGCCGUACUCAAUUAAAAUAGUUUGGGCAAA
Vavraia culicis subsp. floridensis is the source of this 1026-nucleotide messenger RNA. RefSeq lists its product as uncharacterized. The coding region runs from base 274 to 972 and encodes 232 amino acids. The record is from RefSeq and is a predicted model, not a curated record. Lineage: Eukaryota; Fungi; Microsporidia; Pleistophoridae. The transcript has a single exon.